Molecule: messenger RNA, 798 nt
Organism: Kuraishia capsulata CBS 1993
Lineage: Eukaryota; Fungi; Ascomycota; Pichiomycetes; Pichiales; Pichiaceae
Exons: 1
Coding region: 1-798 (265 amino acids)
Cellular component (GO): membrane
Source: RefSeq, a predicted model, not a curated record
AUGUCUUCCGCCGCACAUACUUACGCUCCUACUGUGGAACCGCCUUCCUACAACGAUGCCGAGGCUUUGGACGGGAUGGCGAACUAUUCCACGCCAGAACCAAGAGAGUCUCAAAUCCCCAACGACUUCAAGUUUUCCACCAAUGUUUCUGAGUGCGAUGUUCAGAUAAGACAGGUGUUUUUGAGAAAGGUCUACUCCUUGUUGUGUAUGCAACUUUUGACGACGUUUUUGACUGGUGCCGUGAUCUACAACAAUACCGCCAUCAAGGACUGGUGUCUGAAUAACAUGUGGAUGUUCUUUGUGUCUAUUGCCGGAUCCUUCGGAUUCAUGAUUGCCGCCUACAUCAAGUCCAAGUCAUAUCCUUACAACUUGCUGUUGCUGACAGGUUUCACUCUGUGUGAGAGUUAUGGUGUGGGUUUGGCGACAUCUCUGUUUGAUAGCAACGUCGUUCUGCAAGCGGUGUUGAUAACUCUGAUUGUGUUUCUGGGUCUAACGAUUUUCACGUUCCAAACAAAGUACGAUUUCACGCAAUGGCAGGGAUGGGCUUCUGGUGCCCUAUUUGCGCUUUUGGGAUUUGGAAUCGUGGGCAUGUUCUUGCCAUACAACUCAGGAAUGGAAGUUUUCUACAGCUGGGCAGGCGCUCUUCUAUUCUCUGUCUUCAUCGUUAUAGAUACGCAGAUGAUAAUGAAGAAAUUCCAUCCCGACGAAGAGGUGUCUGCUACGAUCAUUUUGUAUCUGGAUGUGAUCAACCUUUUCCUCAAGGUUUUGGCCAUCCUCAGCAACAGGGAGAGAAACUAA